Messenger RNA from Ostrinia furnacalis (Asian corn borer), 2297 nucleotides. RefSeq names its product ADP-ribosylation factor-binding protein Gga (gene Gga). The record is from RefSeq and is a predicted model, not a curated record. Gene Ontology annotation, biological process: protein localization to cell surface; Golgi to plasma membrane transport; intracellular protein transport. Gene Ontology annotation, molecular function: phosphatidylinositol binding; ubiquitin binding; small GTPase binding. The transcript is spliced from 8 exons. The coding region runs from base 97 to 2151 and encodes 684 amino acids. Gene Ontology annotation, cellular component: trans-Golgi network. Lineage: Eukaryota; Metazoa; Arthropoda; Insecta; Lepidoptera; Crambidae.
UCAAAUACAUUUAUCUGUCAAAUUUGGUCAGCCAAACGAAGUGAACGGAAUAAUGUUUUUAAUAAUUUGUUAUUCCAAAGAAAGUAAAUCAUAAAAAUGAAUAUCACCCUGACAAGCUUAGAAGCUCUAAUAUUAAAAGCGACUCACGAAGCGCUACCAUGCCCGGACGCGAAUGCUUUGGAGGCGUUCUGCGCCGUGCUGCGGGUGGCUCCGGAGGGCCCGCAGCUGGCGGCGCAGGCCCUGGCGGCGCGCAUCCACUCGCCGAGCGCCAAGGAGGCGAUGCUCGCGCUGACGAUGUUGGACCGCUGCAUGCGCCGCUGCGACGCUCACUUUCACGCUGAAGUUGGAAAGUUUCGGUUUCUCAACGAAAUGAUUAAACUCGUCUCGCCCAAAUACUUUGCUGAUAGAACAGCACCUGAAGUACGGACUAGGGUGCUGCAAUUGCUUCACACUUGGUCAAUUGAAUACCCUAAGGAAACUAAGUUUAAGGUUGCUUUUGAUAUGCUUAAAAAUCAAGGGGUUGUGAAGGAGACACCGCCACCCUUGCCCCCUGAGGAGCCAGUACCGGCCCCUAAAGUCCGUGCUAAGAGUGCUAUAUUUGAAGAUGAAGAGAAGUCUAAGCUGCUUCAAAAGUUACUUCAAAGCAAAAAACCUGAAGAUCUCCAACAUGCCAAUAGACUGAUCAAGACUAUGGUUCGAGAAGAGGAGAGGCGCAGUGAGGCGAACAGCCGGCGCGCCCAAGAGGUCGGGGCCGCGUUGGACAGCGCAGGGCUGCUGCGAGACAUGCUGGAGCACGCGCACGACGCGUCGCGCGACGAGGAGCAGCUCAUCCACGAGCUGCACGCGAGUUGCGCGCGUCUGCGGCCCGUGCUACAACGCCUGGCCGCCUCCGACGCGCACGGCGAGUACCUGAGUGACAUCUUAAAUGCAAGUGAUGCACUUGAUGAAGUAUUUGCGAAGUACAACUUAUUUGUUAGUGAAAGAAAGUCAAAAUCUACCGAGCUUUCUGCAGAACCCACAACAACGGUGGAGACCAAUAGCGAAAGUCUUCUAGACUUCGCGGGCGCGAGUGCCAGGAAAGGAGGUGGUGAUGCCCCAAAGAAUUUGGAUAAAGUGACGCAAAGUAACGUGAUAGAUGAAUUAGGAGAUAUAUUCUCAACUGAAAGUGGCACAAGUCCUAUUGCUGAACCACUGAAGCCUGUUAACCUGAUGCCCAGUGACGAUGUUGAUCUCUUAGGAAAUAAAAAAGAUAAAGCUGAAGGAUGGAACGAAUUGGACUCUCUUAGCAAACAAUUACUCAAACAAUCUUUGCCUGAAAAUGCAAAAAUCCUUGACGGUUUCAAUAGCAAAACAACAAAGAAAAUACCAAUGAAUGCGUUAGAAAAGUCUUCACCUAAACAUGACGUACCAAUCGCUAACAAUGACCCAAUAUUUGAUUUAGAUUUCUUUAUCAAAAAGCCUGAGGAGGAAGCAGUUUGCACACCAGCUCCGACCACUUUACCAGUCAGUCCAAACGAUGACGUCAUGGUGGACAUCAGCACAGACGUUCCUAAUGCUUCAGGAUACAAUAACAACAACAACAACGGUGGGAGUCCCCUGGACGAGAUGCUAGAUAUAGGAUUAGAUAAUGAUGGUAUUCAAAGUAGCCAGGUAGAGAAUGUAGGGAAUAAAGAGGAACCUAUCAUUGAGAAGAGGGAUAGUAUUAAGAAUAACAAAGUUAGUGAGGUGAAGCCAUUGACUGACAUAAAUGUGACGCUGCAAAGUGUGCACCCGAGCAACGUGGCUCCGCUGACCGUGUUCGAGGAGGAAGGCGGCCUGUCGGUGGUGCUGCACUUCUGCAGGGACAAGCCCAGGCCCGACGUGUAUGUCAUUGUGAUAUCCACCACGAGCAAAAACACGUCGCCUAUAGAGGACUACAAAAUUCAAGCUGUUGUACCAAAGGGCUGCAAAGUGCGCCUACUCACGCCGUCGGGCGCGGCGCUGCCGGGCCGCAGCCCCUUCCUGCCGCCGCCGGCGCUCACCCAAGUCAUGCUGGUCGGACGCAGUGCGGGCGCGCGCGUGCCUCUCAAGUGCAUGCUCACCUACACCGUGGAAGGCGACGAGCGAUCAGAAAUGGCCGAGGUCGAUGAACUGCCGCUCGACGAUAUUUAAACCUUGGGCAGACCAAAUCCAGGGCAGUAGCAGCGCAGUUUGAAUGCGGGCCCGCGCAAGUUGUAAUACAAGAAACUCUUUGAAGUAUGUAUGUUACACCAAAUUUGAACGCGGGCCCGCGCUCCAACGCGCCGCACUGCAACUGC